Sinocyclocheilus rhinocerous is the source of this 4947-nucleotide messenger RNA. Its product is annotated as insulin receptor substrate 2-like. The coding region runs from base 1119 to 4325 and encodes 1068 amino acids. Lineage: Eukaryota; Metazoa; Chordata; Actinopteri; Cypriniformes; Cyprinidae. Gene Ontology annotation, cellular component: cytosol; plasma membrane. The record is from RefSeq and is a predicted model, not a curated record. Gene Ontology annotation, molecular function: insulin receptor binding; phosphatidylinositol 3-kinase binding. The transcript is spliced from 2 exons. Gene Ontology annotation, biological process: insulin receptor signaling pathway.
UGCCUUGAACCGAAUGCGUCAAUAUAGCGAGGUCAAUAGUGAACAUAAUUAAGUAAUAUAGGAAUAGGCUAUAAAGUCACGCGCAUUGCAUAUGAAUUUUAUGAUGCGUCAGAGCAGGGAGGAUGCUUACUGACGUGAUCUGGGUUAAUCGUUCAAUAACAAAAUGUACAAAAUAAAACUUACAGUAGCCUAUUAGCUAUAAUAAGAAUAAAAAGGCACAGGCUAGUUUAUGUUAGAUUUGGAAAUGGCUUUAAAAUGUAAAAAAUAAAAAUAAAUGGCAGGAACUUUGCUAUUCAAAUUUCAUUAGAAAAACACACAUAAAAACAUUUGCAGAUAAUUUAACAGUAUAAAGCUACAUAGCAAAUUUCAUUUUACCUUAUUGAACUUAACAAUAUUGAUGUAUUGCGACAUUCUAUGAUAGAUGUACGAGCUGAAACGCAUUUGAUAGCUUAUCAGAGGUUUGACUUUACAAACGAAAUGAACACAAAACGAUGUAAUUAAGGAACAAAUUACAAAAUGCAGGAAAACUUGCGCCACUAGUCAGUAGCCUACUUACUGGUUGUUUUAACCACCCCAGCUGUUCCCUAAAACGACCCCAAAAUAUUUAAAUCAUGGACUAUUCACAGUCAUUUUAUUCCGUAUUUUAGCCAAAUGUAAUACCGUAAAACUGAGCGGCUAUCCGAGCAGCACGCACAGUGGGUUGCGAUCCUCUGACAAUCCUCUGGUGCCUGUUCCAGUGGGGGCGGAGCGGCGAAUAGGAGUAGAAAGUGAUUGGUUCGCUCUACUGUCAAUCAAACAUUUCCACCAAUGAACCCAAUGAGCUGUUAAAGGGGCGGGUUCAUAGGUACGCCUCCCCCCGAAGGUUGCACCGCCUACUGUGUGUGCGUAUUUUUUUUUUCUUUCUAUUUUUUUUUUUUGUAACCAAAGCUUGGAUGUGUAGGACGUCACAUGUUGUUUUUCCUCUUCACUCCAGUCACUUAGCGAUAUGUGUUAUUUACUGUUAAACCGCUCCUCGCAGCGAACGCGCACUCCGAGCCGGGUUCAUAAGAGAGUCUGACAGGAUUAUAACUGACUGACAGCACAAGUUACGGAAAAGUGAGAGUUUUUCUUCACAGCAUAUGAGAAUGGCGAGUCCGCCGCCAACGGGAGGACAGCUGAUUUCAAAUAUGACCGUGAAUUACAACAACCACGUUAAGAAAUGCGGCUAUCUGAGGAAACAGAAGCACGGACACAAGCGCUUUUUCGUGCUCAGGGAGCCGAGCGAGGGCUGUCGCGCCCGGCUGGAGUAUUACGAGAGCGAGAAGAAAUGGAAAAACAAGUCGGCUGCUAAACGGGUUAUACCUUUGGACUCGUGCCUGAACAUCAACAAGAGAGCCGAUGCCAAACACAAACACCUGAUCGCCCUUUACACCAAGGACGAGUAUUUUGCCGUGGCUACCGAAAACGAGCAGGAACAGGAGGACUGGUACUCGGUCUUAACGGAUUUAAUGAACGAGGGGAAAGUGAGCGACGGCUCCGCGUCUAAUUCGGCGUCAUCCCUCGUCGGCUUUGAUGAGGCGAACUACGGCGUGAUAACGCCCGUCUCCGCCACUUACAAGGAGGUUUGGCAGGUCAAUUUAAAAUCUAAAGGACUCGGACAGAGCAGGAACUUAACGGGCGUUUACAGGCUGUGUUUAACCAGCCGGACGAUCAGCUUCGUGAAACUCAACACGGAGGCGGCGUCGGUGAUUUUACAGCUGAUGAACAUCCGCCGAUGCGGACACUCGGACAGCUUCUUCUUCAUCGAGGUGGGCCGGUCCGCGUCGAUCGGACCUGGCGAGUUGUGGAUGCAGGCGGAUGACUCGGUGGUGGCGCAAAACAUUCACGAGACUAUUUUGGAGGCGAUGAAAGCCAUGAAAGAGAUGUCAGAGUUCCGCCCGCGCAGCAAAAGCCAGUCCUCAGGUACUAACCCAAUCUCUGUGCCCACCAGGCGGCACUUUAACAACCUCCCGCCGAGUCAGACCGGGCUGCAGCGGCGCUCGCGCACCGACAGCAUGGCAGCGACGUCUCCCGUGACGAAACUGACAUCCUGUAGGAUCCGCACGGCCAGCGAGGGUGACGGCACCACAGGCAGCCCCAUCAGCCCAGGCGUGAACAGGACGCAUUUGAGCCGCUCCAACACAGUGACAGCUCGCCCAUGCAGAACAUUCGAGUCGUCAUCCCUGCAGCAUAGCAAAUCCAUGUGCAUGCCUGUGUCUCACACCCCUCCCUCAGCUCCCAGCCCUGUCAGCCUGUCCUGCAGCAGUAACAUGGAAAGCGGCCCUCGCCCCUCCAGCUGCACCGCUUCCAUUUCGGGCUCCCCCAGCGAUGCUGGCUUUAUCUCCUGCGAUGAGUGUGGCUCCAGCCCGGGUGAUAUACGGUACCUUUUAGCAAUAAACCGAAGCAACACACCUGAGUCACUUGCUGACACACCCCCCUCACAGGAGGACAGCAACCUGCACGGAUACAUGAUUAUGGAGAGGCCAAACAUUUGUGGACGGCGAAGCGUCCGGGCAGCAGCUGAGGAAGGCAAAGGAGAUUUGGAGAAUGCCUACAGGAAGAGGACACACUCUCUCACCAUGCCUUACCAGAAGAGGGUGCCAUCACAAGUGUCCUCAGCUUCACUGGAUGAAUACACGCUCAUGAGAGCCACUUAUACAACUGGAGGCCAUUCGGGGCGCAGCUCUCACACUGCAUCCCCAAAGGUCACAUAUCCUGAGGAUUACGGGGACAUUGAAAUCGGAUGGUUACUGAAAAGUUCCAGCAGUAAUCUGGGCGACGAUGGCUACAUGCCAAUGACACCAGGUGUGGCUCCGCAAGGGGGGAAGGCUGACAACUACAUGCCUAUGAGCCCAAUGUGCGUUUCUGCUCCGAAGCAGAUAAUCAACCCCAGGAUGCACCCCCUCGCUAUAGCUAAUGGUUACAGAACCAAUUCCCCCAGCAGCUGUUCUCUGGAUGACAGUGGCUACAUAAGGAUUCUGUGCGGCUCUAAGUUCUCCAUUGACAGCUCAGAUGGGAAACUGAUGAAUGGUGAGUACCUCAACAUGUCCCCUGUAGAUUCGGUCACGCCACCAGACUACUACCUGAGCCCUGUGGGUAUGGAGCAAUCUCCCUGUCUCCGACAGCUUCAUUCGUUUAACUCUCUGCCCCGCUGUCAUAAGCCCCAGCAGGCUCUAAAGGAUGCGGACAAUGAUCAGUAUGUUGUCAUGAAUCCUCAAAAUCACAGAAUAAUAGAGGAGUCAGUAAGCACAGCAUCCUCCCCUGCCCCAUCACCUAUAAGACAAAGCCGCACAGACAGCCUCAUCCUCCGGCACAGGAUCAGCCGGCCCACCCGCCUCUCCCUGGACAUGUUCCGAACAUUACCUAGUAUGAAUGAGCAUCCCCUCCCCCCUGAGCCAAAAAGUCCUGGUGAGUACAUAAACAUAGACUUUGGACAUGUUGCUGAAAGUUGCACUCCACCCUCCACUGCUUCCUCCGAGAGCCUAGUCUCAUCCCUCGGAUCAUCCGCUGAUCACAGGACAUCCCCCCUCUCUGAUUACAUGAACAUUAAUGUGAGUUUGCAGUCACCCAAAUCUGGAAAUGCUGCUCCAUCUAAUCGUUUGGAGCCACUUCCAGAGCUCACACCCUGCCCCGCCCACCCUGAGGAAGAGCAGGAAGAUGAAAGGUACCACCUCACUGCACAGGUGGCACCAGUGGGCCCGGUUGACAAAGCUAAAGACGAUUACACGGAGAUGACAUUCGGCGUGCCCGCUUCCCCUCCGCAGCCUGUCUCGCAGCCCUCAGAAGGUGGGCAGACCAUCAACCCAUCCUUCUGCAUGCAGAGGCUGACCAUGGAAGAGACUGUGGGAGUGCCUGCCGUUGAGGCUUUUCUGCUGCGUGGCACCACUCUGGCCUUGGUGGACCCUGACCGAGGUGCCAAGGUGAUUCGUGCCGACCCCCAGGGACGCAGGCGGCACAGUUCAGAGACAUUCUCCUCAACCACCACUGUAACACCAGUUUUUCCCUCCUUUGCACAUGACACCAGGCGGCACGGUUCGGCCUCCGUGGAGAACGUGUCUGUUUCUGUGAGGAACAGCGAAGGAUCGGAUGAAGAGUAUAACAGUCCCAUGUGCAGGGAGACGUCGGCUGGCUUUCAGAAUGGACUUAACUACAUUGCCUUAAACUUGAUGGAUGGAGGACUUGCCAGCUGUGAUUCUGUUGUCCGGUUCAAAGCUACCAGCUGCUGUAAAGAGGGCAUCAAUGGAAUACACGCCAGUCCGUAUGCCAGCCUUGGGUUCAAGGAGACGGCAACAACAGUAAAAGACUAAACAGAGCCAGUCUCUUCAUUAAAGCUCCUUCAUCUCCAUCGAGAGGAGAAGAGGAGGUGCUCAUGUGGACAGAUGGACCACGUUGCUGCUGCUGCUGCUUCUUCAGCUCUUUGCUGAUCCUUGACCUCCCGAAUCCAUUCGAAUGACCGUCGUCACAGCAACACGGACACUUGACCCCAGCGCGAGGCAUGACGAUGACUCAAAGACACAAAGGCGGGACUUCCUGUCCAUCUGUUACUCACUACAAUCCCUUCCCUCAGUUUUUGUGUUAUGGACCUUUUUCACUGGUUUUGUUACGAGUUCUGGACUUCGAGUGGCCAGUGUCCCUCAACCCCCCCCAAAACCUGUGAACCAAACACGAGGAGAGACAUUCGAUCCGCACACGCACGCAUAUACAAGUCGCAUAUUUAUUUACCCCCGCGGAGGCGGCGGCGGCGUGCAUGCGUGCGUGUGUUCGUAACACCGCACAGAGGUGGCAUUUCAGAAAUUUACUCAACAAUUGGAAAUCAGAAAAAGCAGUCACUUGGAAACCCUACCUCAGAACGAGCCAGGUUAUGACUUACAAAAAGAUAUAUAUUGAGAAAUUAAUUUAUUUUUUACAAGUGAAUGUUUUCGUAAAAAA